UCACAGGUUUCCCUUACAACUUGUUCCCAACGACAUGGCUCUCUUCAGCAGGAAGAAACGGCAGGACGAAAAUGCAGACAACAGCCAGGAUUCAACCACUGAACGGAAAAAAGAAAAGGGUGGCUGGAGAAGGCCAGCAAAUACCGCUUUCAAGCAACAGCGGCUGAAGGCCUGGCAACCCAUUCUGACACCAAAAACGGUUCUCCCGACAUUUUUUAUCAUCGGCAUACUCUUUGCGCCAAUAGGUGGUUUGCUUAUAUGGGGCAGCAGUCUGGUAUCGGAAAUGACCUUUGAUUACACCGAUUGUUCAAACUUGACACCCCAGUCGCCCAGCUCGACCUUGAAUUAUGUCGACAUGCCCACAUAUUCUUACAAUCUUCGUUCAUCAGACUCUGGGAAGAGCAUCCAAGCACCUCAGUAUGCUUACGUUGUCGACUCAAAUGCUCCUCUGAAUCAAACUCAACAAUGUCACAUGCAAUUCUCCGUCGUUUCUGAUCUCGGGCCUUCGGUGCUAAUGUACUAUAAGCUUACAAAUUUCUUCCAAAACAAUCGGCGCUAUGUGCAAAGCUUGGACAGCAAUCAGCUGCAGGGUAAAUACGUCAGCGCAAACAGUCUCAGUUCCGGAAAUUGCAAGCCUCUCGCAGUGACGUCAGAUAACAAGGUUAUUUACCCGUGUGGUCUUAUUGCCAACUCGCGUUUCAACGAUUCUUUCUCUGGUUUAACCUUGCUUAACCCAUCCCCAAACGUUGCUUCGAUAUUUAAUUUCACAGAUAAUGGUAUCGCUUGGCCAGGCGAAGCGAAAAAAUAUGCAGCUGCACCUGGCUACCCGCUUGAUCAGAUUGUACCUCCUCCGAACUGGAUGGCACUGUACCCUAACAACUACACAAAUUCCAGCCCUCCACCGGAUUUAAGUACCGACUACCAUUUCCAGAAUUGGAUGAGGACAGCUGGUUUGCCUACUUUCACAAAAUUGUACGGGAGGAAUGAUACAAGCGUGUUGGCCGCUGGUCGUUACGAAGUUGUUGCAUAUAUGAACUUCCCCGUUCAGGGAUACAAGGGAACGAAGGCAUUGGUCAUCUCAACAGUAUCAUGGAUAGGAGGUAAAAACCCCUUCCUUGGAUGGGCAUACGUUGCAACAGCGAGCCUUUUCGUCUUUCUCGCACUUGCUGGUACUGUGCGACACCUCAUUAAGCCAAGGCGCCUGGGAGACAUGUCGCUUUUAUCUUGGAAUCGAUAGAUUAGAAGUUGUCAUUAUUGGAUGGACAAUGUCAUGUAUUGGAAUCUAUGACCUCUCUUUGUAAUACAUCAAUCACAUAACUUAUUUAACGUGGGGAACAUCCUUCAAGUCCAAUCUAACUAGGAUGUAUUGCAUCCACGUCAAUAUCUUCGUAAUA
Molecule: messenger RNA, 1394 nt
Organism: Serpula lacrymans var. lacrymans S7.9
Lineage: Eukaryota; Fungi; Basidiomycota; Agaricomycetes; Boletales; Serpulaceae
Exons: 6
Coding region: 35-1237 (400 amino acids)
Cellular component (GO): endoplasmic reticulum; Golgi apparatus; plasma membrane
Source: RefSeq, a predicted model, not a curated record